AUGCCGUCGUACGAGGACCUCCUGCACGCGAAAGCCGAGGCCGUCUGCGACAAGUUCUUCGACGCGCUCGUGAAGGACGACGUCGCGCUCGAGGUGAUCCCGUCGCCGAAGCGCGCCGGGCAUCGCGGCCGAUGUCGCUUCGCGAUUGUCGCCGACGCCGCCGACCUCGACGCCGCGGACGCGCGCGGCCGCGCGCCGCUUCGAUGCGCCGUCUACGAGAAGGGCGAGGUCCGCGCGCUGCGAUGCGAGGACGCGGCGGGGGUUCGAAGGGAGUUCCCCGCGGCGUCCGACGCGAUCGCGCGGACGAUGCCCGGGUUUACGCGCGCCGUGAAUUGCGCGCGCGGCGGCGGCGGCGACGGCGGCGACGACGGCGAGUCCGCGCUCACGCGGGGGCUCGCCGCGGCGGAGUUCCUCGCCAGCCGCGACGGCGAGGUCGUCGUGACGCUGUGGUACGCGGGGAACGCGGGGAAUCUGAAUGGUGACGUGGCCGAAUCAAAAGGUGCCACGUGGGAUACGUGGGCGAACGAGCUGAUGGCGAGCGUUCCCGGCGUCGUCGGCGUCGUCGCGCGUCGAAGAGGGCGAAAGCCGACGACGAACUCGACCGGCCGCGACCACGUCUGGGAGACGAUGACGAUCCCGAGCUUCGCGACCGACGAAGAGAUUGAUGAAACCGGGGCCGGGGGCGACGCCGGUCGAGCGAAAGCGAAAGCGAAAACGCCGCCGCUCGAACCGCCGGGGCUGCGGUCGACGCUGACGUACAAGCAGGUGGAGGGGGCGUUUUCGUGCCCGAACGGCGACGUCGCCGAGGAGACGGCGAGAAGCGUCGUGACCGAGAUCGCGUACGAGCGGAUCGGCGCGGGGAAAACGAAAAACGGUUUCAGCGAAGACGUUACCGAGUUCCCGACGCUCUCGUCGCUCACGGAGCUGUACUGCGGCAACGGGAACCACACGUGUUCGCUCGCGCCGUAUUUCGACGAGGUGUCCGCCGUGGAGAUCGACCCGCGGCUGUGCGCGGCGGCGGCGGAAAAUUUUAAAGCCAACGGCGUCGCGAACGCGACCGUGCGCGCGCUCCCCGCGGAGGCGUUCGCCGCGGAAACAGAAGGAGAAGACGCGAAAAAGCUAAACGGCGCGUUGAACACCGAGGGCGUCGUGCUCGUGGACCCUCCGCGCGCGGGGCUGGACGAAAAGACGUUGGCGUUGGCGAGAAAGUUUCGAUCGAUAAUAUACAUCGCGUGCGACUUCAACGCGCUCCAUCGCGACUUGGAGGAGCGCGGGUUGCGACGGACGCACGUCGUGAAGGAGCUAGCGCUGUUCGAUCACUUCCCGUUCAGCGCGUUCGUGGAGGUCGCGGUGCGGUUGGAGCGGCGGGGGGAUUCGUAGGAUACUGACCGUAGAAAUAAAAAAUAUGUGGAAGUCGAAAAGGUUAACCGGA
Micromonas pusilla CCMP1545 is the source of this 1432-nucleotide messenger RNA. RefSeq lists its product as uncharacterized. The coding region runs from base 1 to 1380 and encodes 459 amino acids. Gene Ontology annotation, molecular function: tRNA binding; tRNA (uracil(54)-C5)-methyltransferase activity, S-adenosyl methionine-dependent; rRNA binding. Gene Ontology annotation, biological process: RNA processing. The transcript has 2 exons. Lineage: Eukaryota; Viridiplantae; Chlorophyta; Mamiellophyceae; Mamiellales; Mamiellaceae. Gene Ontology annotation, cellular component: cytosol. The record is from RefSeq and is a predicted model, not a curated record.